UGCAAUCGGACAUCUCUUUUCAACGUUGUGGUGCUAUUAUGUUUGAGGAUAACAAAGCUGUCUUAAGCCUCAUGGGAAAACAAAAGAAAUUUUAAGAAUCUUAAGGAUGACAACUUAUUAGAUAUUCUACUUUUCCCCAUCCAAUAUCCGCGUCUUCUUCGGAUCCUUUCAGUGCGUCUGUUUCAAUUCAGCACGGGCUAAAAAUUCUUAUAGAAAACUUUCACAACCUGUCAGUUUACGAUCCAAAAAGGUUUUUUGACGAUCGUAACAGGAAAAUGGCGCGUCUAGUUGUUAGAUUUGCCGCAAUUUUGUUGAUACUUUUGCCGAUUUUGGUGUUACAGGUUGUUAUUUUGUACUUGGAAAGUUACGGAUGGAAGUUGCAUCUUACAACUGUGAUGCGACAUAAAUGGAAAAACGUCAUGACUGUUUCUGACAUCAGAGGAACAAAUGUAAUUAAUUCUGUAGCUACCAGUGAACAAAGACUGCAAUCAGUGAGACGAGUAUGCGGUAAUACAACAAAGUCGUGGGAUUCUCUCUCCGCUAAAGAAAAAUAUAUCCUUGGAAGACACACUUUAGUAGAUGACAAGCAUAGAUUUUUAUAUUGUUCCAUACCGAAAGCUGCCUGCUCAAACUGGAAGAGAGUAUUGAUGGUGCUUGAUGGUAGAGCAACCAACAUCAGUGCAGUAAAGAAAGUACAACACAGUUCUUUCACAAGGCUGAAAGAUUUUCCGCCAUCGGUUGCUAAACAGAAACUUCGGGAGUACUAUAAGUUCAUGUUUGUGCGAGAACCUUUCGGAAGACUUCUAUCAGCAUACAAAGACAAGUUUGUCUUAAACAAUAAUGUUUUCCACAAAAGGUAUGGGACACAGAUAAUACGACACAUGCGAAAAAAUGCUCAAGCAAAUUCUACAGGAGAUGAUGUUAAAAUAAGAGAAUUUCUACAACAUGUCUUGGACAGUCAUGCGGAGGACAUGAACGAACACUGGAUGCCAUUUUACAAGUUAUGUCAGCCAUGCGUUGUUUCUUAUGACUUCAUAGGAUCCAUGGAGAAUCUGGAAUCAGAUUCUACUCAAGUUUUAAAACAGCUUAAUGUUAAUGAACAAGUCUCUUUCCCCAGACGACAAAAUUUUUACCGGGCAGGGGGGCAAGGAUAUGUCAAACCCGAGAAAUACUCACAUGUACCCUUAGAUGUGAAAAGAGAAGUUAGGAAAAAAUACGCUCUAGAUUACGAAAUGUUUUCAUAUGAAAUGCCCAAUUAAAUUUGAAGUACUUGAGCAUUAAAACUCUAUACGCAUAAAUAUUUGUUUCCUGUUGGACUAAAUGGCAUCGCAGGAUCCCAGUCAAUCAUAAGCCAUAGGGUACCUAG
Pocillopora damicornis (cauliflower coral) is the source of this 1366-nucleotide messenger RNA. RefSeq names its product carbohydrate sulfotransferase 14. Gene Ontology annotation, cellular component: membrane. NCBI's taxonomy places the organism in Eukaryota, Metazoa, Cnidaria, Anthozoa, Scleractinia, Pocilloporidae. Gene Ontology annotation, molecular function: sulfotransferase activity. Gene Ontology annotation, biological process: carbohydrate biosynthetic process. The record is from RefSeq and is a predicted model, not a curated record.